GAUCUGUCGAUAUUCACUCUUUAAUAUUGCCGGGCCAUUUCGGUAUUUUCAGCAGCAAACAAUUCCCCACCAUUGUUUCUCAUGUGACCGACCACUAAGUUUCCUAUGACCUGCCACUGUCGUCUCUUCUUGCAUGUAUAAGUCCUAACAUAUUUUUCAUCAAAAAUCCAACAAAAAAAAUUGCAAGAAAAUAACAUAACAAAAAAAUUCGCCAAUUAUUCUAAUUUGCCGGAAAAUGGAGAAAAACGGCUCCGGACUCGAGACCGAGCUGCGGCUGGGGCUUCCCGGCGCGGAGAAAAAUGAGAAGAAGAGGGUUUUUGAGGAAUUUGAGGAUAAGGCGGCGGUGCACAAGAAUCAGGUGGUGGGGUGGCCGCCGGUGGCAGCGUUCCGGCGGAAGAACAGCUUAAACGGCGGGAAAAUGUACGUGAAGGUUAGUAUGGAUGGAGCCCCCUUUCUUAGGAAGGUUGAUUUGAGCAUGCACAAAGGCUAUUCCGAGCUUGUUAGAGCCCUUGAAGAUUUGUUUGGCUGUUUCGGAAUUGGGGAAGCAUUGAAGGAGGAUGAAGAAAAUAAUGAAUUUGUUCCCAUAUACGAGGACAAAGAUGGGGACUGGAUGCUUCUUGGAGAUGUUCCAUGGGAGAUGUUUGCAAACUCAUGCAAAAGGCUGAGGGUGAUGAAAAGGGCAGAAGCAAAUGGUGUUGGGCUUCAUGCAAAGGACCUUCUCAAGGGACUUUCCAAAGAGGAGUAGCUUUGUAUUACCCAUAAUUAAGAAGGAUAAAAAUGUCUAAUUCACCACCUUGAUUAAUCUCUAUAUGUUUUGAAUUAGUAAGUUUAAUUUUAAAUGUGUCUUCAAUUCAUUAGAGAGACCAUGAGAUUUUUGAGAAUUGUUUGUAUGUUUUUAUUGAAGAUUGUCAUUAUUGUUGCAUUGUCAUGUAAUGUAAGAGUGCUUAU
This is a messenger RNA of Salvia splendens (bonfire salvia), 948 nucleotides long. RefSeq names its product auxin-induced protein AUX22. The coding region runs from base 236 to 745 and encodes 169 amino acids. Lineage: Eukaryota; Viridiplantae; Streptophyta; Magnoliopsida; Lamiales; Lamiaceae. The record is from RefSeq and is a predicted model, not a curated record. The transcript is spliced from 3 exons. Gene Ontology annotation, cellular component: nucleus. Gene Ontology annotation, biological process: regulation of DNA-templated transcription.